CAGACAUACGGUAGCGGGGUUGGCCGCAUUGCCGAAGGGUGUCCGGCCCCGGCCGCGUGGGCAGCAGAGUGCGUGUGGCGGGAGCGGGCGAGGGUGUGUGUGAACAGAGAGAUUGAAGGAAAGGGCUCCAGAGGCUGAAAGUCCGGACUCAGGCUUGGCAGGACCGGGAGACUCGCCAAGGGCGCUGGAGGGUGUCCCAGCUUCAAGGAAUCAUCAUCCAGGGACCUACCGGAGACCACAAGAAAACAUGGGGAGAAUUUUCCUCACAGGAGAAAAAGCCAACUCAGUGUUAAAACGCUACCCAAGAGCUAAUGGACUUUUUGAGGAGAUAAGACAGGGCAACAUUGAGCGUGAAUGCAAGGAAGAAGUCUGCACAUUUGAAGAAGCAAGAGAAGCUUUCGAAAAUAAUGAGAAAACUAAGGAGUUUUGGAACACUUACACAAAAGCACAACAAGGCGAGAGCAACAGAGGAAGUGACUGGUUUCAGUUUUACCUUACCUUCCCAUUAAUCUUUGGCCUCUUCAUUAUCCUCCUUGUCAUUUUCCUCAUCUGGAGGUGCUUCCUCAGAAAUAAAACUCGCAGGCAGACAGUGACUGAAGGCCACAUUCCUUUCCCUCAGCACCUCAAUAUCAUCACUCCGCCUCCCCCACCAGACGAAGUGUUUGAUAGCAGCGGAUUGUCCCCAGGCUUUCUGGAAUAUGUCGUUGGGCGCUCGGAUUCUGUUUCCACCCGCCUGUCCAACUGUGACCCCCCGCCGACCUACGAGGAAGCCACUGGCCAGGUGAACCUGCGGAGGAGUGAAACAGAACCUCAUUUGGAUCCACCCCCGGAAUAUGAGGACAUCAUCAACUCCAACUCAGCCAGUGCCAUUGCUAUGGUGCCAGUGGUCACCACCGUCAAGUGAAACUACAAACCUCUUUUUACUAUAAUUGUUUUUAAAAUACUAAUGAAAGAACUUUCUAGCACUUUACCACUACAUAAAUGUCCAUUUGACUUAUUGGACUCUGACAGCAUACCACUUCACAUUCUGAUUUGAUUUUCAUUAGUUUUAUUUCCUACUAUAAAAUCAUUAUCUAUGCUCAUUUUUGCUAAUGGAAAUAUGUGAAGAGGGAAAACAGGCUAGUGGGGGGGUCUUCAUGUGAACACACACGUGUGUGUGCGUAUAUAUGUACAUGCACAUAUACGUGUGCGUGCGUCAGCCCAGUAUAUGCACAACUCACUUAAAACACUAUUAACUUCUGUCUAAAUCACCCAUAAAGGGAACAUUACUCACCAAAAUUGGGGGGGAGGGGAAGGCACCAACCAUAUGUGUCAUAGCCAGCAAUAUGCUGUUGACUUUUGAAAAUAAGAUGACCCGAGCAUGUCUUCUAAUUCUUACAGGUUUUCAUUAACCUCCUUUUUCUUAAGGUUUUCUUACCUUAAAAGGAAAAAAAAAUGAAUAUAGUCAAUCUCGACUUUAGAAACAUCUCAGAAAGAUAAUGAAGAUGGUACAAUAAACACAAAUUUGCUUAUUAGUGGCAUCGGGCUGGCUUUGUAGGAGGGACUUUCUGUUGACUGCCUCCCCCACAAGAAUUAAACAGUAUUUGCUUAUUAUCUUUGAAUGUCUCAUGCUAUUUGUAUUAACAUCUUGGUGGCGUGGAUUUCCUGGCAACGGAAUACUUUCUAAAAUAGACAUAGGUAUUAAUGACAGGGAACAGAUGCAGAUUUCUCCUUUGCUCACUGGGGACAAUAUUUUCUUCCUCGUUGUUUCACUGCAUUUUAGUCUACUCCCUCUGCUCCCACCACAGAAUCUUCAAACACCUAGGAAUUUAGCUAAAAUUCUUGAUGUUAUUUUCUUAAUGUUUUUGUAUAGAGUGAAGCUUUUGUCUCACAAUGAUUAGGAGGUAAUUUUCCAUUAAAUUAAGAAGUGUGAUUUUUAUAUUGUUCUCCAGUAGGUGGCGGAAGAGUGCAAAAUCUGUGCUGUGGCAGGUGCACAAUAAAUCUGUUAUAGCUGCACACA
Molecule: messenger RNA, 1999 nt
Organism: Camelus dromedarius (Arabian camel)
Lineage: Eukaryota; Metazoa; Chordata; Mammalia; Artiodactyla; Camelidae
Gene: PRRG1
Product: proline rich and Gla domain 1
Exons: 4
Coding region: 248-904 (218 amino acids)
Cellular component (GO): extracellular region
Molecular function (GO): calcium ion binding
Source: RefSeq, a predicted model, not a curated record